Tupaia belangeri chinensis (Chinese tree shrew) is the source of this 1190-nucleotide messenger RNA. Its product is annotated as CUGBP Elav-like family member 4. The record is from RefSeq and is a predicted model, not a curated record. Bases 6 to 1154 code for a protein of 382 amino acids. NCBI's taxonomy places the organism in Eukaryota, Metazoa, Chordata, Mammalia, Scandentia, Tupaiidae. Gene Ontology annotation, molecular function: RNA binding. The transcript is spliced from 11 exons.
UGCAGAUGAACCGGCCGAUCCAGGUGAAGCCCGCGGACAGCGAGAGCCGAGGAGGUAGUAGCUGCCUGCGCCAGCCCCCUUCACAAGAUAGAAAACUUUUCGUGGGCAUGCUCAACAAGCAGCAGUCCGAGGACGACGUGCGCCGUCUCUUCGAGGCCUUCGGGAACAUCGAAGAGUGCACCAUCCUGCGCGGCCCAGACGGCAACAGCAAGGGGUGCGCUUUUGUGAAGUACUCUUCCCACGCUGAGGCACAAGCCGCCAUCAACGCUCUACACGGCAGCCAGACGAUGCCGGGAGCCUCGUCCAGUCUCGUGGUCAAGUUCGCCGACACUGACAAGGAGCGCACGAUGCGGCGAAUGCAGCAGAUGGCCGGGCAGAUGGGCAUGUUCAACCCGAUGGCCAUCCCGUUCGGGGCCUAUGGCGCCUACGCACAAGCACUGAUGCAGCAGCAAGCGGCCCUUAUGGCAUCAGUGGCGCAGGGUGGCUACCUGAACCCCAUGGCUGCCUUCGCUGCCGCCCAGAUGCAGCAGAUGGCGGCCCUCAACAUGAACGGCCUUGCGGCCGCACCUAUGACCCCAACCUCAGGUGGCAGCACCCCACCGGGCAUCACUGCACCAGCUGUGCCUAGCAUCCCGUCCCCCAUUGGGGUGAACGGCUUCACUGGCCUUCCCCCACAGGCCAAUGGACAACCUGCCGCAGAAGCUGUGUUCGCCAAUGGCAUCCACCCCUACCCAGCGCAGAGCCCCACCGCCGCGGACCCCCUGCAGCAGGCCUACGCUGGAGUGCAGCAGUAUGCAGGUCCCGCCUACCCUGCUGCCUAUGGUCAGAUAAGCCAGGCCUUUCCUCAGCCUCCUCCAAUGAUUCCCCAGCAACAGAGAGAAGGGCCCGAGGGCUGUAACCUGUUCAUCUACCAUCUGCCCCAGGAGUUUGGGGACGCUGAGCUGAUGCAGAUGUUCCUCCCUUUCGGUAAUGUCAUCUCCUCGAAAGUGUUUGUGGAUCGGGCGACUAACCAAAGUAAAUGCUUUGGCUUCGUGAGCUUCGACAACCCGGCCAGCGCACAGACCGCCAUCCAGGCCAUGAACGGCUUUCAGAUCGGUAUGAAGAGGCUCAAGGUGCAGCUGAAGCGGCCCAAAGACGCCAAUCGCCCGUACUGAGCGCCGGCGGGAGCGUCCCCCGGGGGAGACCAGGAC